Messenger RNA from Bombina bombina (fire-bellied toad), 9919 nucleotides. RefSeq lists its product as uncharacterized. The coding region runs from base 3434 to 4342 and encodes 302 amino acids. NCBI's taxonomy places the organism in Eukaryota, Metazoa, Chordata, Amphibia, Anura, Bombinatoridae. The record is from RefSeq and is a predicted model, not a curated record. The transcript has 2 exons.
ACUUCUAGAUGUGGGCAAUAUUAAUAGCAGUAGUCGUUAUAAUCAUCAUUAUCAUUAUUGUGUGGAACGUGGCAUGAAGUUUGGACAUUGGUUUGGAUGCCAGCUGAAGCCUACAGUACCUGAAAUGAAUAAGAGCUUCAGUUCUGAUCACAACCCUGCUGUAUUCAAGAUUUUUUUUUUAUUAUUAUUAUUAUUCUUGUAUAACUAAAGAAAAGUAAUUAUAAGUUUCUAGUUCAUAUUUGUAUGUUUAGAGUUCAAGUGCCUUUGUGAAUACAACUCCAAUUUUUAAAUGCUAGUAAGCACAGCCAGCACUUUGUACCGCACUGUCUUAAGAGAGAUUGAAUAACCACAUUUUCUCAAGUUGAGCUGUUAUCUGAUUUUGUGCAUUAUUUCUAUGACUACAUUUUUAAAGUGCAACCGAAGAGUCUAGUAAUUAAGAACAUUAUGUGAUUACUGUACUUGGAUUACAAAUUGUAAAACAAAAGCAACAACCUGGUGAAAAAGAAUGCUGCAAAAUGUGUCAACUAAUUCAAUAGAUCAAACUUAAAAGAAAUGAAUUACAGUUCAGAUGCAAACGUAGCUGUUUAUAAUAUGUGCAGAAAAUUAAAAAUUCAAAGAUAACCGACCACUACUGUGACUAAUUCUAGGCAAAUUGCUGUAGUUUAAAUCUGUAUAUAGCUUGUAACGCAAAUAGAAUAUUCCACUUUCUGCAACGGACAUGAAACCCAAAAUUUUCAUGAUUCUGAGAGAGCAUACAAUUUAAAAAAAUAUAUAUAUUUCUCUUGUAAGGUGUAUCCAGUCCACGGAUCAUCCAUUACUUGUGGGAUAUUCUCAUUCUCAACAGGAAGUUGCAAGAGGACACCCACAGCAGAGCUGUAAUAUAGCUCCUCCCCUAACUGUCAUAGCCAGUCAUUCUCUUGCAACUCUCAACAAGCUAGGACGUUGUAGGAGAGAGUGGUUAAAUAUAGCUAGUUUAUUUUCUUCAAUCAAAAGUUUGUUAUUUUUAAAUAGUACCGGAGUUGUGCUAUUUUAUCUCAGGCAGUAAAUAGAAGAAGAAUCUGCCUGAGGUUUCUAUGAUCUUAGCAGGUUGUAACUAAGAUCCAUUGCUAUUCUCACAUAUGUCUGAGGGGAUUACACAUAUGAGGUAACUUCAGCGAGAGAAUGGCGUGCAGUUUAUUCUGCUAUCAGGUAUGUGCAGUUAUAAUUUUUUCUAGAGAUGGAAAACACUAGAAAAUGCUGCUGAUACCGGAUUAAUGUAAGUUAAGCCUGAAUACAGUGAUUUAAUAACGACUGGUAUCAUGCUUACUCCCAGGGGUAAUACCCUUAUGAUAUUUACAAUAUAAAAUGUUUGCUGGCAUGUUUAAUCAUUUUUAUAUAUGCUUUGGUGAUAAAACUUUAUUGGGGCCUAGUUUUUUCCACAUGGCUGGCUUAAAUUUUGACUAGAAACAAUUUCCACUGUUGUAGUAUAAAAGUUACAGUUGGUGCAGUUAAAAUUACAAACUGUGACAUCCAGCUUCCCUCAAAGGCCCUCUCUAAAGGGCCCAAAGGCUUUCCAAAGUCGUUUAUUGGGGAAGGUAGGGCCACAGCUUGCUGUGGCAGUUGGUUGUGACUGUUAAAAAAACGUCUAUUUCGUUUUUUUGAUCCGUGUUUUUUUUAACUAAGGGGUUAAUCAUCCAUUUGCAAGUGGGUGCAAUGCUCUGUUAGCCUAUUAUACACACUGUAAAAAUUUUGUUUGAUUUACUGCAUUUUUUCACUGUUUUUCAAAUUCUGACAAUUUGUUUCUCUUAAAGGCACAGUACCGUUUUUUAUAUUUGCUUGUUAACUUGAUUUAAAGUGUUUUCCAAGCUUGCUAGUCUCAUUGCUAUUCUGUAUAAACAUGUCUGACAUAGAAGAAACUCCUUGUUUAUUAUGUUUAAAAGCCAUGGUGGAACCCCCUCUUAGAAUGUGUACCAAAUGUACUGAUUUCAUUUUAUGCAAUAAAGAUCAUUUUCUGUCUUUAAAAAAAUGUAUUAUCAGAGGAAUCUGACGAGAGGGAAGUUAUGCCGACUAACUUUCCCCACGUGUCAGACCCUUUGACUCCCGCUUAAGGGACUCACGCUCAAAUGGCGCCAAGUACAUCUAGGGCGCCCAUAGCGUUUACUUUACAAGACAUGGCGGCAGUCAUGGAUAAUACACUGUCAGCGGUAUUAGCCAGACUACCUGAACUUAGAGGUAAGCGAGAUAGCUCUGGGGUGAGACAAAAUGCAGAGCAUACUGACGCUUUAAGAACCAUGGCUGAUACUGCCUCACAAUAUGCAGAAGCUGAGGAAAGAGAGCUUCAGUCAGUGGGUGAUGUUAAUGACUCAGGAAAGAUACCUGAUUCUAAUAUUUCUACAUUUAAAUUUAAGCUUGAACACCUCUGCGUGUUGCUUAGGGAGGUUUUAGCUGCUCUGAAUGACUGUGAUACCAUUGCAGUGCCAGAGAAAUUGUGUUGACUGGAUAAAUACUUUGCAGUGCCGGUGUGUACUGAUGUCUUUCUAAAUACCUAAAAGGAUUACAGAAAUUAUUAAGGAAUGGGAUAGACCAGGUGUGCCGUUCUCUUCCCCUCCUAUUUUUAGAAAAAUGUUUCCAAUAGACGCCACCACAUGGGACUUAUGGCAGACAGUCCCUAAGGUGGAGGGAGCAGUUUCUACUCUAGUAAAGCGUACUACUAUCCCUGUCGAGGACAGUUGUGUGUUUUGUUUUUUUUUUUGUUUGUUUUUUUAGAUCCAAUGGAUAAAAAAUUAGAGGUUACCUUAAGAAAAUAUUUAUUCAACAAGGUUUUAUCCUACAGCCCCUUGCAUGCAUUGCCCCUGUCACUGCUGCUGCGGCGUACUGGUUUGAGUCUCUGGAAGAGGCUUUACAGGUAGCGACUCCAUUGGAUGACAUACUUGGCAAACUUAGAGCACUGAAGCUAGCCAAUUCUUUUAUUCUGAUGCCAUUGUUCAUUUGACUAAACUAACGGCUAAGAAUUCUGGUUUUGCUAUACAGGCGCGCAGAGCGCUAUGGCUUAGAUCAUGGUCAGCUGACGUGACUUCAAAAUCUAAGCUACUUAACAAUCCCUUCAAGGGGCAGACCCUAUUCGGGCCUGGUUGAAGGAGAUUAUUGCUGAUAUCACUGGAGGAAAAGGUCAUGCCCUUCCUCAGGACAGGUCCAAAUCUAGGGCCAAACAGUCUAAUUUUCGUGCCUUUCAAAACUUCAAGGCAGGUGCGGCAUCAACUUCCUCUAAUAAUAAACAAGAGAGAACUUUUGCUCAAUCCAAGACGGUCUGGAGACCAAACCUGACAUGGAAAAAAGGUAAGCAGGUAAAAAAGCCUGCUGCUGCCUCUAAGACAGCAUGAAGGAACGGCCCCCUAUCCGGGAACAGAUCUAGUAGGGGGCAGACUUUCACUCUUUGUCCAGGCGUGGGCAAGAGAUGUUCAGGAUCCCUGGGCGUUGGAAAUUUUAUCCCAGGGAUAUCUUCUGGACUUCAAAGCUUCCCCCCCCCAAAAGGGAGAUUUCACCUUUCACAAUUAUCUGCACACCAGAUAAAGAGAGAGGCAUUCUUACACUGUGUACGAGUCCUCCUAGUUAUGGGAGUGAUCCAUCCAGUUCCAAAGGAGGGACAGGGUUUUUACUCAAAUCUGUUUGUGGUUCCCAAAAAAGAGGGAACCUUCAGACCAAUUUUGGAUCUAAAGAUCUUAAACAAAUUCCUCAAAGUUCCGUCGUUCAAGAUGGAAACUAUUCGUACCAUCCUACCACCGAUCCAGGAGGGUCAAUAUAUGACUACAGUGGAUCUAAAGGAUGCUUAUCUUCACAUUCCGAUACACAAAGAUCGUCAUCGGUUUCUCGGGUUUGCCUUUUAAGACAGGCAUUACCAGUUGUAGCUCUUCCCUUGGGAUUAGCUACAGCCCCAAGAAUCUUUACAAAGGUUCUAGGGUCACUUAUGGCGGUCCUAAGGCCGCGGGGCAUAGCAGUAGCCCCUUAUUUAGACGACAUCCUGAUACAGGCGUCAAACUUCCAAAUUGCCAAGUGUCAUACGGACGUAGUACUGUCAUUUCUGUGGUUGCAUGGGUGGAAAGUGAACGAGGAAAAGAGUUCUCUAUCCCCACUCACAAGAGUUUCCUUUCUAGGGACUCUGAUAGAUUCUGUAGAAAUGAAAAUUCACCUGACUGAGUCCAGGUUAUCAAAGCUUCUAAAUUCCUGCCGGGUUCUUCAUUCCAUUCCGCGCCCUUCGGUGGUUCAGUGUAUGGAAGUAAUUGUCUUAAUGGUAGCGGCAAUGGACAUAGUGCCGUUUGCACGCUUACAUCUCAGACCGCUGCAACUAUGCAUGCUCAGUCAGUAGAGCGGGGAUUACACCGAUUUGUCCCCUCAACUGAAUCUGGACCAAGAGACCAGGGAUUCUCUCUCUUCUCUCGUGGCUAUCUCGGGUCCAUCUGUCCAAAGGUAUGACCUUUCGCAGGCCAGAUUGGACAAUUGUUACGACAGAUGCCAGCCUUCUAGGUUGGGGUGCAGUCUGGAACUCCCUGAAGGCUCAGGGAUCGUGGACUCAGGAGGAGUCUCUCCUUCCAUUAAAUAUUCUGGAACUAAGAGCGAUAUUUAAGGCUCUUCAGGCUUGGCCUCAGUUAGCAACUCUGAGGUACAUCAGAUUUCAGUCGGACAACAUCACGACUGUAGCUUACAUCAACCAUCAAGGGGGAACGAGAAGUUCCCUAGAGAUGUUAGAAGUUUCAAAAAUAAUUCGCUGGGCAGAGAUUCACUCUUGUCACCUAUCAGCUAUCCAUAUCCCAGGUGUAGAGCACUGGGAGGCGGAUUUUCUAAGUCGUCAGACUUUUCAUCCGGGAGAGUGGGAACUCCAUCCGGAGGCAUUUGCACAACUGAUUCAUCGUUGGGGCAAACCAGAACUGGAUCUCAUGGCGUCUCGCCAGAACGCCAAGCUUCCGUGUUACGGAUCCAGGUCCAGGGAUCCCAAGGCGAGACUGAUAGAUGCCCUAGCAGUGCCCUGGUCUUUCAACCUGGCUUCUGUUUUUCCACCGUUUCCUCUGCUCCCUCGACUGAUUGCCAAGAUCAAGCAGGAGAGAGCAUCGGUGAUUCUGAUAGCACCUGCGUGGCCACGCAGGACCUGGUAUGCAGAUCUAGUGGACAUGUCAUCCUUUCCACCAUGGUCUCUGCCUCUGAAACAGGACCUUCUACUUCAGGGUCCUUUCAACCAUCCAAAUCUAAUUUCUCUGAGGCUGACUGCCUGGAGAUUGAACGCUUGAUUUUAUCAAAGCGUGGCUUCUCCGAGUCAGUUAUUGAUACCUUAAUACAGGCACGAAAGCCUGUCACCAGGAAAAUUUACCAUAAGGUAUGGCGUAGAUAUCUUUAUUGGUGUGAAUCCAAGGGUUACUCAUGGAGUAAGGUCAGGAUUGCUAGAAUAUUAUCUUUUCUCCAAGAAGGUUUGGAAAAAGAAUUGUCAGCUAGUUAAGCGUCUGGCAGAUGUUCCAGACGUUCAGGCAUUUUGUCAGGCUUUAGUUAGAAUCAAGCCUGUGUUUAAACCUGUUGCUCCACCAUGGAGCUUAAACUUGGUUCUUAAGGUUCUUCAAGGAGUUCCGUUUGAACCUCUUCAUUCCAUAGAUAUCAAGCUUUUAUCUUGGAAAGUUCUUUUUUUUUGGUAGCUAUUUCCUCGGCUCGUAGAGUCUCUGAGCUAUCUGCCUUACAAUGUGAUUCUCCUUAUCUGAUUUUUCAUACGGAUAAGGUAGUCCUGGGUUCUUACCUAAGGUGGUAUCUAACAAGAAUAUCAAUCGAGAUUGUUGUUCCAUCCUUGUGUUACACAAUUUGGACGUGGUCCGUGCUUUAAAGUUUUACUUACAAGCUACUAAAGAUUUUCGUCAAACAUCUGCUUUGUUUGUCUACUCUGGACAGAGGAGAGGUCAAAAGGCUUCGGCAACCUUUUUCUUUUUGACUAAGAAGCUUAAUCCGCUUAGCCUAUGAGACUGCUGGACAGCAACCUCCUGAAAGGAUUACAGCUCAUUCCACUAGAGCUGUGGCUUCCACUUGGGCCUUUAAAAAUGAGGCUUCUUUUGAUCAGAUUUGCAAGGCGACGACUUGGUCUUCGCUUCAUAUUUUUUCAAAAUUUUACAAAUUUGAUACUUUUGCUUCUUCGGAGGCUAUAUUUGGGAGAGAGGUUUUACGGGCAGUGGUUCCUUCCAUUUAAGUUACUGCCUUGUCCCUCCCUUAAUCCGUGUACUUUAGCUUUGGUAUUGGUAUCCCACAAGUAAUGGAUGAUCCGUGGACUGGUUACACCUUACAAGAGAAAACACAAUUUAUGCUUACCUGAUAAAUUUAUUUCUCUUGUGGUGUAUCCAGUCCACGGCCCGCCCUGUCAUUUUAAGGCAGGUAAUUUUUAAAUUUAAACUACAGUAACCACUGCACCCUAUGGUUCCUCCUUUCUCGGCUAGUUUCGGUCGAAUGACUGGAUAUGGCAGUUAGGGGAGGAGCUAUAUUACAGCUCUGCUGUGGGUGUCCUCUUGCAACUUCCUGUUGGGAAUGAGAAUAUCCCACAAGUAAUGGAUGAUCCGUGGACUGGAUACACCACAAGAGAAAUAAAUUUAUCAGGUAAGCAUAAAUUGUGUUAUAAAUACAUUUUUGUUAUGGUAUUCUUUGGUUAAGAGAUACCUAGGUAGGUAGUAUGCAUGUCUGGAGCAUUAUAUGGCAGGAAAAGGUGCUUCCAUCUACUGCUCUUACAAAUGUUUAAUCUUAAACAUAUAGUGCUGCAGACACGUGCACGCUCCUGAAUUUACCUUCCUGCUUUUCAACAAAAGAUGCAGAGAGGAUGAAGAAAAUGUGAUAAUAGAAGUAAAUUAGAAAUUGGUUUAAAGUCUAUGCUCUGUCUGAAUCACGAUAGAAACAUUUGGGGUUUUACAGGGUUCUUUUUUUAUAUUUCUUUUUGCAUGAAUAUUGAGGAAGUGUGUUGUGUAACAUGUCUCCAAGCUUCCUUUUGCCAGCAUUAAAAUGUUACUGUUAGCUACUUAAAGUGACAAAAUGUUAAUAAAUUGCCGUGUAUCAUUAGAUGAAUUUACUUUUUUACUAUUCCCCCUGCCCUGUUUGUUAAGCAGCAGAUAAAUGUUAAAGUAGUGCCUUUACUGCUGUCCCGCAAAAGGAAAUGUGUGGCGUAGCUUAAAUGCUAUUGACAGGGCCCUACCACAGUCCGUUUCGGCUGAUAUGCCCUUAUCUAUAUGGGGUGACACCUGGAUCAAGCCUGGUUUUAAGUAGCAAUUUAGAGCAGUGUGUGUGUAUAUUUAUUUUACUCUGUCACUUUAAUAAAUGUUAAAACUUUACAGCUAGCUUUGAUUAAAUGGAUAUAUGCUUCCCAGGGUUCUGAACCAAAAAUGGGCUGGCUGCUAAUCUUACAUUUCUUCUUUUUUCAAAUGUGGAUAGCAAGAAGAGAAAUUAAUACUGUAGGAGUAAAUUAGAAAGUUGAUUCAUGAAAGAAAAAUGUGGGCUUAGUAUGCCUUUUAAUGCAGUAUUCUCUGUAAUAAAGGUUGGUAGUAUGAUAGACUAAAAAAAAAUUGACCAUUAAACUUUUGAUUGAUAUUGAUCACACCAGUGCCUUUACAAACUGUAUUUUCUGAAGGGCAAGGGCUCUUUGCCUUAUUUUUUGUGCCAUUAUAAUAUUGGAUUCUUGUUGGUCUGUAACUUUGUUUUCCAGUAAAGCCCAACAGAAAUAACUUCUACUGUGUCUUAAUUAGCAGAGCAAAAUUGCUUCCUAAAAUACAGUUCAUUGUCAACUAUCCCUCACCAAAAUAAUUUUGGUCAAAACCCAGUUUCUAUAAAUAUUGUUAUAAGUAAUGGCCCCUCUGAAUGGCAGUUAAACCUUAUCAGUUAUAGUUCAGAACACACAGUUUAGCUUUUACCCAUUUAAUCUGUUCAAUCCAUUUAAAAAACUCAAUCGGUUUUUAUGGAUGUGUUUCAUCAUUCACGUUUUGUGACCAGGUUUUGCAAUUAGUAAACUAUGCAUAAUUAGGGGUUGUUUAAAGAUCCAUAGCUUAACUUUUUGAAACAAAUGGUUAAAUCAUAGGACAGAGAUGGUUAACCAUUUUAAGUGUAUUCCCAAAAAAAGUCUCAGUGCCUAUGUUACCUUCUUUAUUUGUUUAAACUUAAAGGGAUAUUCAUAAAACAUGUAAAAAAAAAUGUUAAUGUUCUGUUAAUUCCAGAAUAUAUACAAUACAUCUAAGCAAUUGCAGAUAUACUACCGUUGCAGCCAGUAAAACCAAGCAGUAUGGUGGUUGUCCAGAAGGGUAGUGCUAGCAAAUGUAUUUUCAUUGCCACCCUGGGCAAUCAUUCCAUUGGUUUUUUACUCCUCUCAUAGACUCAAUAGUUUUCUUACAUUUAAUAAGGGCUAUUUUCAAAACCUUUAUCUUUUUUUGUAUGUAGGUGUUUAAAAGGUUACCUCAUCAAUUUUGCACUUCAAACAUAUUUGUUAGAACACAGUGUCUGUUGUGUAUUCUUCCUGUGUAUUUUCUAGCUGGCUUUGCUGUAAAGCAGCAUGAAAAUGUUAAGGCAAAUUUUGUUUUCUCUCCUUUAAAAUAGGUAAUUUUCCAAACUGUACUAAUGCUGCAUCAUAAACUAUUCCUUUGAUAAUUUCUUACAGCACAUUUUCAGAAUGUGACCCCAAUAUACCGUACUUGGAUAACUUUUCACCAACGUAUAUUUGAGUUUUAUUGUCUGUUCAUGUAUUGAUCUGGUAAUAUAGAAAUGCAAAGCCUUUAACUGGGUAGACUUUAUCAAUAUGUUUGGUUUGGAUAUUGUUGCCAACACAAUGUAUUGUUGUGUCUAUUUACAACUUCAAUGAUAAUAUUCCAGUGUGUCUAAUACAUAUUUCAAAGAAGCUCUGUUUACAGUAGCCAAAGAUUGCCUAAAACAUGUCAAGUAUACUUAACAUUGUAGCUCUUGUAUGGAAAAAAAGAUGUGAAUCCAAAAUAUCCUUUAGAAAUAUGUAUCUUAUGAUUUUCCUACUAAAUUCACCGUAAAUUCUAUGGGCAUUUUUGUAGUUUAAUCAAUAGUUGUGCUUUUCGAAAGGAUUGUGAUUAGUUUGAAUCAGUUGUCUUGUGUCCCUUUAGCAGUUUAUUAAAAACAAACAAAAAACAAUUAGAACCUGUUUAUAUAGUAGUCCCUUUUUAAUUCUGCAAACUGAAAAUAUUUUUUACCAAGCUUUUUACAGUCUACAGCUUAAGAUAUGUACCAAAGUGCGAUUGCUUCCAAAAGUGCCUCACACUAAAUGUUUUUUUAUAAAGUCCAAAUAUAUCUAUUAAUGCUCACCACUUGCCAGUGUAAAUAGCUGCCCUUAUUAGUAAGUUUUAUGUGCUUUAACAUGUACAUUCGUACUAAUGAGAGGCUCUUGGGUGAUAAGAACAUAUAUUAAAUAAGUACUUUUUAAAUGUUUACUAAUGUAACACUACUGCAAAAGGGGGUAUUAGAAGUGAUGCUUUCAAGUCAAUACAUCAACUCAAUACCCAUUUAACCUAGUUAUUGCAAGUAACUUUUAAGCAUGAGCAUUCGGAUUGUUUAUGUUCCGAACGCAGAAGAAGGCAGCCAGUUGCGGCAUUCAGCUUUAUUCAAAGAUGCAUUUAUUCUUAUUAACGUGAAACACACUGGUCUUAGUGUGUUACACUUUCACUAGAAUAAAUGCGGCUCCAGAAAGACCUGAAUCCUGUGAGUUGCCACCUUCUUCCGAUCAUCACAAAUGAUCUGAAUGUCCAUGCCUAGUAAUUUGGCAUCUGGGAUAAUUCUCGAGAUGUUUUUGGUGUUUAUUACAUGUAUUUUAUGUUUUUAUAUACAAUAAAAAAGUGGUAAUCUUUUAAGCUACUAUGGUCAUUUUGUAAACAGUUGUGCACUAACGCUUUGUAACUUCUAAUAAUAAUAAAGUCAUUUCUGCAUUGGU